This is a messenger RNA of Cylicocyclus nassatus, 342 nucleotides long. Lineage: Eukaryota; Metazoa; Nematoda; Chromadorea; Rhabditida; Strongylidae. The record is from the annotation of a GenBank genome assembly.
GUAAUCGUUAUGUCUUCAGCAAACAAAGCAUCUGUAAAUGAUCUUCCUGUAAAUAAUCUGAAGAAAACUAUUUCUGAGCUCUUCCAGUCGGACUCAUACUCUCAAGAACAACUCGGUCGUAUCUCGAACGCCAUGGCCGUGUUCAUGGGGACCAAGUCUUCAGUUCCAUCAGAAGUGGACUCCGCGCAACCCAAGCUAUCAAGUGCAAAAAAUGAGCCAGAAAACAUAAACUACCCGGGACUUUUGAUAGGCAGUGCAAGCGAAUUAGGGAAGACGAUUACGGGACUCACAGCUUUGAAAAAAUGGUUCCGAUCUGAGGCAAUAGAUGUGAGCAGCUCAUGA